UCCAAAAGUCAAGCAUAAACAAACAGAGGUUAAUUUGGCAAACAGAAUUUGUUAUGAUGGCAGUACCAAGAUGUUUUAUAAUUGCUUUACUCUUUGCUUUUGUAUUGUUUUCUAGUGAAGUGAAGGCACUGAGCUCCGAUUACUACGAUCAAACAUGUCCUAAUGCAGAGUCAGCCAUCACCAAAGUUGUCAAGAAAGCUAUGUCAAAUGACAAAACAGUUCCAGCUGCGCUUUUAAGGAUGCACUUCCAUGAUUGUUUCGUUAGAGGUUGUGAUGGCUCUGUGCUGCUGAACUCAACAAGAAACAACAAAGCAGAGAAAGAUGGACCUCCUAACAUCUCAUUGCAUGCAUUUUAUGUCAUCGAUGUUGUUAAGAAACAAAUUGAGGAUUUGUGUCCUGGAGUUGUCUCUUGUGCUGAUAUUGUGGCUCUUGCUGCUCGUGAUGCUGUUGCUCUUUCUGGAGGUCCUGCUUGGGAUGUGCCAAAAGGUAGAAAAGAUGGAAGAAUCUCUAAAGCCACUGAAACGCGACAAUUACCUUCUCCAACGUUCAAUAUUUCUCAACUGCAACAGAACUUUGCCCAAAGAGGCCUUUCUUUGGAUGAUUUGGUUGCACUUUCAGGAGGGCACACUCUUGGAUUCUCUCAUUGUUCUUCCUUCCAAAAUAGAAUCCACAAUUUCGACAAACAUCACGAUGUUGAUCCAACAUUACAAGCAUCAUUUGCAGCCAGUCUGCAGAACGUUUGCCCCACGUACAACAAGGUCAGAAAUGCAGGAGCCACAAUGGAUUCUACAACAACUUUAUUCGACAAUGCCUACUACAAGCUACUAAUGAAUGGAAACAGCCUUUUCUCUUCAGAUGAAUCUCUGCUCACAAAUUCAAGAACCAAAAGACUAGUUUCAAAGUAUGCUAGCUCUCAAGACGAGUUCUUUAAAGCGUUUGCCAAUUCUAUGAUCAAGAUGAGUAGUAUCAGUGGUAAUGGACAAGAAGUUAGGCUGGACUGUCGAUUUGUUAGGUGAUCGAUGACCUUGUUAUCACAAUAUAUUUUUCAGGCUCAUUUAAUUAUUGUAUUGGGGAACCUUAAUUUUUUUUCAUUUUCUUGAUUGUUGGUGUGCUAUAUUAAGCAAAGAAGAAUUGGGGUGUUUAUAACAGCAUGUUUGUCUUUCUUGAUUUA
Solanum dulcamara is the source of this 1171-nucleotide messenger RNA. Its product is annotated as peroxidase 64-like. The transcript is spliced from 4 exons. Gene Ontology annotation, molecular function: heme binding; peroxidase activity. The coding region runs from base 54 to 1016 and encodes 320 amino acids. The record is from RefSeq and is a predicted model, not a curated record. Gene Ontology annotation, cellular component: plant-type cell wall; plasmodesma. Lineage: Eukaryota; Viridiplantae; Streptophyta; Magnoliopsida; Solanales; Solanaceae. Gene Ontology annotation, biological process: hydrogen peroxide catabolic process; response to oxidative stress.